Molecule: messenger RNA, 2895 nt
Organism: Sphaeramia orbicularis (orbiculate cardinalfish)
Lineage: Eukaryota; Metazoa; Chordata; Actinopteri; Kurtiformes; Apogonidae
Product: proteinase-activated receptor 3-like
Exons: 2
Coding region: 99-1232 (377 amino acids)
Biological process (GO): thrombin-activated receptor signaling pathway; phospholipase C-activating G protein-coupled receptor signaling pathway; positive regulation of Rho protein signal transduction
Cellular component (GO): plasma membrane
Molecular function (GO): thrombin-activated receptor activity
Source: RefSeq, a predicted model, not a curated record
CACAGAGAAGCAGAGGUGACAAAUGAUUCACCAGUACAGAAAAGACCUUAGAUUUGCCUGUUACAGCUGAGCGAAGCACUACUGACCGAGAAGAAAACAUGAAGAAACCUUUAGCUUUUCUACUCAUUUUUUCCCUUUGUCUCAGUGGGACACUUCAAACCACAGAUAAAAACAAAGAAAAGCAUCAGAAUAAAAAGUUGAAGGAUGCCUUUCCUAUACCCAGAAUAUUUCCAGGGGACCUAAUCACUCAGAAGGACCCAUCCCAAAAUGGGACCCUGGCUCCUAACUCAUCAGAUUUCUUUCCAGAGCUACAUUUGCAAGACAACACAAGUGCCCAGUACAUCCAAGGCCCGCUGAGCACCAGAGUCAUCCCUGUUAUUUAUAUUUUGGUGCUUACUGUUGGGAUCCCAGCCAACAUCGUUAUCUUGGGGACCCUAGCCACUAAAAUUAGAAAGGUGUCCUCUGCCAUCCUCUACUGCAGCCUGGCUGUCUCCGACCUCUUCCUUCUCUUCUCCCUCUUCUUCAAGGCUCACUACCAUCUCCAUGGCAACCACUGGCUGUUCGGAGAGCCUGCCUGUCGACUGGUCACGGCCUGUUUCUAUGGCAACCUCUACUGCUCAGCUCAGACCCUGGCCUGCAUCAGCAUAAAACGCUACCUAGCUGUAGCACACCCGUUCAUGUACAAAAGUCUCCCCAAGAGGAUGUACACGUCAUGGGUCUGCGUGGUCGUAUGGGGGGUGUUUGGUGCUGCUGUCAUCCCUGAGCUCCUUAUCCAGCAGACCUACUGGAUCCCACAACUGCACAUCCUCACAUGCCACGAUGUGUUGCCUGUGCGUUAUGACUCCCAUUCCUUCUUGCUCUACUACAACCUGUUUCUCACCAUCUUCGGCCUCCUUUUGCCACUGGUGGUCACCAUCAUGUGCUAUGUCCGAAUCAUGCAUGAGCUAAACCAGGCACAUAGUGACUGGGCGCUGUACAUGAAGGCCAGUUCGCUGGUGUUUGUCAUCUUUGUGGUGUGUUUUGCCCCUGCUGGAGUCCUGCAUUUUCUCCAUUAUGUGAACCUGUCUGUGAAUGGAACAGGGAUUUUAUAUGUGUACUUUAACGUGGCGGUGUGUUUGUGCUGCCUCCAUUCCUGUCUGGACCCUUUUCUGUUUCUGCUCAUGUCCAAGUCCACAGGCUCCAGCCGUUACUUAAAGGGCUUCAAAGGCCAAACCCUAAGUAUAUCCGUCUAAGACUAAGACUGGGUUUGGCUUUGCAGCUUAUGAUGAGUGAGAAAAACAAAAGAACUUUCAUGCAGACAUAUAUAUAUAUAUAUGACUGUGUUUAACAUAAGCUUAGUGCAGACGGAAAUUUUUCAGCUAUAUUCCCAUAAAAACUGAACAUUUAAUGAUUCAGUGUGUGACAUGAAGCUUUUCUGGAGGUGAAUCAACCAGCUGAACUGACUUAUUCAACAGCCAUAACUGUGGAUACAAAAUCAUAGAAUUCCCUUUUUGCUGUUUUGGGACUUUUUCUGAAGGGAAUAAUACCCCGGGUUCACUCUCACACAUUGUGGAUUAUAUCGAUGGACGUUAACACUGGAUGUCACCCGCCGUAAAAUCCAAAAAACGACAAGUGGGAGUCAUGGAGGACGGUGACCCACUGCCUCUGCAGAUAUGAUCUAUUUAUGAACUGCAUUCUCUGCAUUUAGAAAAUCUUAAGUCACCCUUAGUUAUACACACAGGCCCUUCAAUUGUAUAAUACAAAUGUGAAUGAUAAAGGGAAAUUAAUAUAGAAAUGAUGUACAUAAUAGUUUACACAUGUUGAUGUAUAUUUUCUUUUACAGUAUUUUGUUUGAUGUUUUUGGUAUAGUGAAAAUCAAAAAGUAACGUCUUAUUUUCUUAUUUAUUUUGAUGUUAAUAUAACAUUCCAUAUGAAACUAUUCUGUCUCUUCUCAGAAUCCACUUUUACACAGACUUUGUGCACAAUGUUUGGCUUGUGCUUUAAAUGUCUUUUUGUUCUUUUAUCAUUUGAUCUGUUGAUUAUCCAUUUACCCCUACUGGUACUCCUCCGCCACUGAGUUCAUAUUUCCUGUCUCGGGUGCGACAGGAUGUAGGGUGACAUACACCACCACAUGCAUUAUCAUACGAGCAAACGCCCACUGGGACACACACAUUCAAGAGAUGGAAAAAUGUAGCAAUGUAUGGUAAAUAAAGUAAAGAUCAGUUGACUCACCGAUGGGACAGUUUUGUGAAUAUUUUAGUAAAGAAGUAUAAUAAGAAAUCUAAAUCUGUGUUUAAGCAAGUAGUCACCAUGACGUUUACUGAUCCAGAAGCUGUGAAAAAUAGUGCACAUUUCAGUCAAGGAGUUUGGUGAAUCCUAAUGUUUACAGUUAGUUUACUCUGUUGGUUAUCAUUCAAUAGUUAAAGGGGGAAAUAAAGAAGAAACAAAUAGUUAAAGGGGAAAAAGAUCAAGAUGUACAGGCUGUGAUCCAAUGUCAGGAGCUCAGAUAGUUAGCUUUAAAAGGUAGAGCUGUACAACUAUAAUAGUAUUUAAAUGACACAAGCCCUCAGUAUUUGGUCUCUCAAGGGGUCGGUGUAUCAGAAAGUGUUGCUGACUUGUGUUUGUUUAAUCUGAAUUGUCAUUUUAGCUCAGUUUCAACAACAUGACAAGAUGCACCUGAAACCAUCCUCAUACUCUACUCAUUCACAUAUCACUUACUUGAAAAAAGUUGUGAGUUACUGAGUGUUUGUGAGUUACUUAAAAUUGAAAAUAUAGGUGACAAUGUUUUCACAGAAGAGUUUUUUUAUCAUCAUUAUUUUAAAAGUUUGAAUAUUUUUGUCAUCCUUUACUUUUUGUCGUGUUUAUGAAUUGUAUUGUACUUGACAAGUAAAUUAAACAGACCUGUAUAAAACCACA